This is a messenger RNA of Syngnathoides biaculeatus (alligator pipefish), 2558 nucleotides long. It is a transcript of the gene ndrg1a, whose product is annotated as N-myc downstream regulated 1a. Lineage: Eukaryota; Metazoa; Chordata; Actinopteri; Syngnathiformes; Syngnathidae. Gene Ontology annotation, biological process: signal transduction. The coding region runs from base 187 to 1374 and encodes 395 amino acids. The transcript is spliced from 16 exons. Gene Ontology annotation, cellular component: cytoplasm. The record is from RefSeq and is a predicted model, not a curated record.
ACGCGCGCAAGCGGCGCAUUCUUGUGCUCACGUAGCAUUCGCGGACAAAGCAGCUAACGUCGUUCCGCGCGCGCGGCCGUCGCCGCGGACCCGCUUCGGUCGGAGUCCAGGACAAAGUCCGAAAACCUCUUUGAGAAACGGGAGGAUGGACGGCAUCUCGCGAGGCGACGCACGAAGCCCGUUGACAUGGACGACAUCCACGUUGUUGAAUCCAAACCUCUGCUGGUCGACAGGGAACUGCCCGGCCUGAGGGAGGCGGUGCAGCAGCUCGCUAUCAAGGAGCAUGACGUGGAGACCCCCUACGGAAGACUCCACUGCACCAUGCGGGGGGUCCCCAAAGGGGAGCGGCCCGCCAUCCUCACCUUCCACGACAUCGGACUGAACCACAAAACGUGCUGGGAUUCGCUGUUCAGCCACGAGGACAUGGCGGAGAUCCUCAACCACUUCGCCGUGUGCCACGUGGACGCCCUCGGGCAACACGAGGGCGCCAACACUUUUUCCACCGGCUACGAGUACCCGACCAUGGACGAACUCUCCGAGACGCUCCCGCUGGUGCUGAAGCAUUUCGGGUUAAAGUCUGUUAUUGGAUUAGGGAUGGGAGCCGGAGCCUACAUGCUGACCAAAUUCGCCCUUGAUUACCCGAAAAUGACGGAAGGCCUGGUGCUGAUCAACAUCAACCCGUGUGCCGAAGGCUGGAUGGACUGGGCUGCGCACAAGAUCAGCGGCUGGACCCACGCCUUGCCCGACAUGGUCAUCAGCCACCUCUUCGGAAAGGAGGAGAUCCAGCACAACCAGGACUUGGUGGCCACGUACCGCCACCACAUCAUCAAGGACAUGAACCAGUUCAACCUGCAGCUCUUCAUCAAGGCCUACGAAAGUCGGCGGGACCUGGAGAUCGAGAGGCCCGUCCCGGGAAGCAACGUCAGAACCGUCAAGUGUCCUUCCCUCCUGGUGGUAGGGGACAACUCGCCUGCCGUGGACGCCGUUGUGGAGUGCAACACCAAACUGGACCCCACGAAAGCGACCCUGCUUAAGAUGGCCGACUGUGGGGGGAUGCCCCAGGUUGACCAGCCGGGAAAGCUGACAGAGGCGUUCAAGUACUUCAUCCAGGGCAUGGGAUACAUGCCGUCGGCCAGCAUGACCCGCCUGCUGCGCUCGCGCACGGCGUCGGGCUCCAGCGUGACGUCCUUCGAGGGUUCGCGCUCGCGCUCGCACACCCACGAGGGCAACCGCUCGCGCUCCCACACCAACGAGGGCAACCGCUCGCGCUCCCACACGGCCGAGCACCAGCGGGGCCACCCCCCGGCCCCCGACGCCGCCCCCGCCCCCGCCGUGGACCAGGGCAUGCUCAAGGCCCCCGAAGUGUCUUGUUAAAUCGGUAAAAACAAACAAACAAACAAACAACAAAAACAUCUCAUUUAAUCCCAUUUCUUUGUUUGCUGCACCACUGUCAAUAUUUUUUUUGUUUUUUUUUUUAAAUCUGGAUUAGUUGGAACUGGUGAUGGUGUAGUGUGUAGGGGCAUCGCUAGGGGGUGAUAGAGAGCACGGAGGAAGCUUCUGCAUCAUUUUUUUCUCUUUCCUCCUUAACCAAACACACAACUUUCUCACACAUUUCGGUGAAUUUUAGGCGUUUUUCACGCGGUGGUGGGGCAGUGUAACGUUUGCCCCAUGUGAAAAAUUUCCAUUGCUGGGAAAAAUUUGUGUUGGGUUGGAUUUAAAAAAAUAAAAAUGGAUCUGGUGGGGCAAUUCAAAAUUUUCCCCCACGUGCGAACAGCUUCGGCAAUAUUUUUUUCACCACAGCGCCAUCUUCUGAGUCUAGCGGGGCACCGCCCCUGCUGCCCCUGUCGACCACCAUUUUUCUUUUUCUUUUUUGGUGCAAAUCCAUUUCAAAUUAGAAUUAGGAGAGAAUUAUUAAAUUGGUGCAGUCUGGUGAUGUAAUUUGUGGAUGCGUCGUUAGGGGGCGACAGAGAGCGUGGAAGAAGCUUCUGCAUCAUUUUUUCUGUUUUUCCUCUAUUUUUAUUAGAUUUUUUUUUUUUUUAACCAAACAGACAAGUUUCUCACACAUUACGGUGACUUUUGUGCAUUUUUCACGCGGUGGUGGGGCAGUGUAACAUUUGCCCCAUGUGAAAAAUUUCCAUUGUUGGGAAAAAUUUGCGUUGGAUGUUUUAAAAAAAAAUUGAUCUGAUGGGGCAAUGCAAGAGUUGCCCCUCGUGUGAACAGCUUCGGCUAUAUUUUUUUUCACCACAGCGCCAUCAUCUGAGUCUAGCGGGGCACUGCCCCUGUGGACCACCAUUUUUCUUUUUCUUUUUGUGCAAAUCCAUUUCAAAUUAGAAUUAGGAGAGAAUUAUUGAAUUGGUGCAGAAUCUGGUGAUGUAAUUUGUCGACGCGUCGUUAGGGGGCGACAGAGAGCGUGGAGGAAGUCUGUACUUCAUUAUUUGUCUUUUUUGUUUUGUUUUUAUUUACCAUACUGACUGCUUUCUCACAUUAUUGCUGAUUUUUUUUUUUUUUUUUGCAUUUCUUGUACUUUCCUUCCGCCUGUAAAAAAAUAGAAGGAAAAA